This is a messenger RNA of Aureobasidium namibiae CBS 147.97, 2967 nucleotides long. RefSeq names its product 1 U5 small nuclear ribonucleoprotein component. Gene Ontology annotation, molecular function: GTPase activity; translation elongation factor activity; GTP binding. Bases 1 to 2967 code for a protein of 988 amino acids. The transcript has 3 exons. The record is from RefSeq and is a predicted model, not a curated record. NCBI's taxonomy places the organism in Eukaryota, Fungi, Ascomycota, Dothideomycetes, Dothideales, Saccotheciaceae. Gene Ontology annotation, biological process: mRNA splicing, via spliceosome. Gene Ontology annotation, cellular component: cytosol; U2-type catalytic step 2 spliceosome; U4/U6 x U5 tri-snRNP complex.
AUGGACGACCUUUACGAUGAGUUCGGUAACUUUAUCGGCGAGCCCGAAGACUCAGACAUCGAACAGGAACAAGAUGUCGAUGCCAACGACUAUCUCUACGACCAGGACGAGCAGGACGAGGGAGCUGCUGCAAACGACCAGCAGUUGAUGGAAGUUGACGACGAAGGACCCUCGAAUGCCGUCGUUCUCCACGAAGACAAGCAAUACUAUCCUACAGCGCAACAAGUCUACGGGCAGGAUGUCGAAACUCUGGUUCAAGAGGAGGAUACACAGGCUCUGUCACAGCCCAUCAUUGCUCCCAUCGUCCAGAAGAAGUUCACAGUCGAAGAGGCCGACUUGCCUCCCGUUUUCUUCAGUCGCGAAUUCAUGACCGAUUUGAUGAACUUCCCCAGCCAAAUCCGCAACGUCGCCCUCGCUGGACACCUUCACCAUGGUAAAACAGCUUUCAUGGACAUGCUCGUCAUGCAGACACACAAUAUCCAAGAGAAGCUGGACAAGAGGAAGGGACGCGACCGAGACGAGCAGCUGAGAUAUACCGAUACCCACCUUCUGGAGCGUGAGAGAGGCGUCUCGAUCAAAACUGGUCCCAUGAGUCUGGUCCUGCCCGCUACCAAGGGAAAGUCACAUCUGAUCAACAUGCUGGAUACGCCUGGCCACGUCAACUUUGCCGACGAAGUCGCUGCUUCAUUACGCCUGGUCGAUGGUGUCGUUCUGAUUGUUGACGUUGUUGAGGGCGUUCAAGUACAAACUGAGAUGGUCAUCAAGCACGCUGUUUUGAACCAACUACCGCUGGUCCUGGUCAUCAACAAGAUGGAUCGUCUAAUCCUGGAGCUCAAGCUGCCUCCAGCUGAUGCCUAUUUCAAGCUGAAGCACGUCGUCGAGGAGGUCAACACUGUUAUCGAGAACACCAUCCCUGGCCAAGGUGAAAAGUACCGUGUGAGUCCCGAGAAGGGCAACGUUGCUUUCGCCUGUAGUAUGAUGGGCUGGUGCUUCACCCUUCCAUCAUUCGCCCACAUGUACGCCGAGACUUAUGCUGGAAGCGGUCUGGACGUCCCCGAAUUCAGCAAGAGACUAUGGGGUGAUAUUUACUUCAAUCCUGGAAGCCGCAAGUUCACCCGUCGUGGAACAGAGCCAGCCAGCAAACGCUCCUUCGUCAACUUUGUCCUCGAACCCAUCUACAAACUCUACUCGCACACCAUCAGUGAAAGCCCUGAAGACCUCAAGAAGACCCUGGAGAGUUUAGGCAUCCACCUUAAACCCACACAACUUCGCGCAAACGCAAAGGAUCUUCUGAAAAUGGCAUGCGAGCAGUUCUUUGGUCCUGCAACUGGAUUUGUGGAUAUGGUCGUUGACCACGUUCCGUCGCCUGUUGAAGGAGCCAAGCAGAAGCUUGAGAACUAUUACACUGGUCCCACCGAUACCAAGACAGUCGAAAGUAUGUUGUCUUGCGACCAGGACGGUCCUCUCAUCGUCCAUGUUACCAAGCUGUUUAAUACCGCUGAUGCAAAUGGAUUCAACUCAUUCGGUCGUGUCAUGAGUGGUACAGCACGUCCUGGUCAGAAGGUUCGUGUUUUGGGUGAGGGAUACACAAUCGAAGACGAAGAAGACAUGGUGGAAGCCACGAUAUCUGACGUCUGGAUUUGUGAAUCGAGAUAUAACAUUCCCACUAGCGGCGUCCCUGCUGGUAACUUUGUCCUUCUCGGAGGAGUUGACAACUCUAUCGUCAAGACUGCUACCGUCGUUGCACCUAAACUUCCGGAAGACGAGGAUGCCUACAUCUUCCGUCCCUUGCAACACUUCUUCGAGUCUGUCUUCAAGGUGGCUGUUGAGCCCAUCAACCCAUCUGAGCUUCCCAAAAUGCUUGAUGGUCUCCGCAGAGUAAACAAGUCAUAUCCCCUCAUCACUACAAAGGUGGAAGAGUCAGGAGAGCACGUUGUUCUGGGAACUGGCGAGCUUUACAUGGACUGCGUCUUGCACGACCUGCGCCGAUUAUACGCGUCCAUGGAGAUCAAGGUCUCUGACCCUGUGACCCGCUUCUGCGAGACAGUAGUGGAGACAUCAGCUAUCAAGUGCUAUGCACUAACACCGAACAAGAAGAACAAGCUCACAAUGGUCGCCGAACCUUUGGACGAAGGUAUCGCCGAAGACAUUGAGAGUGGAAAGGUCAACAUCAGAGAUCCAGUGCGCAAGGUUGGCAAAUUCUUUGAGGAGAAUUACGGCUAUGACUUGCUUGCUUCCCGCAACAUCUGGGCGUUUGGACCUGAUGACAUGAGUCCCAACAUUCUACAAAACGACACACUACCCUCAGACGUGGAUCAAAAGCUCCUCAAGAGCGUCAGAGACACGAUCCGUCAAGGUUUCUCAUGGGGUACUCGUGAAGGACCACUCUGUGAAGAGCCCAUCCGCAACACCAAAUUCAAGAUCACCGACAUCAGUCUAGCGCCUGAGGCAAUUCACCGUGGCGGUGGUCAAAUAAUCCCCACAGCCCGCCGUGCAUGCUACAGCAGUUUCUUGAUGGCCAGUCCACGACUCAUGGAGCCAGUCUACAGCUGCUCUAUGAUCGGUAACGCAGACAGUGUAAGCAGUCUGUACACAGUCCUUGCCAGACGCAGAGGUCACGUCCUCUCCGAUGGCCCCAUCGCCGGAACGCCACUCUACAAAGUAUCUGGUCUCAUCCCGGUGAUUGACUCCUUCGGUUUCGAGACUGAUCUCCGCAUUCACACUCAAGGUCAAGCCACGCUGUCACUUGUCUUUGACCGCUGGAGUAUUGUUCCUGGUGACCCGCUGGACAAGAGCAUCAAGUUGAGGCCGCUGGAACCUGCUUCUGCGCAAGCCACUGCGCGUGACUUUGUGCUCAAGACACGCAGGAGGAAGGGUCUGGCUGAGGAUGUCACGAUCAGCAAGUUCCUCGAGCCUGAAUUGUUCAGGAGUUUGAAGGAGAGUGGUAUCUUGGAUCAACCUACGUAG